Molecule: messenger RNA, 2908 nt
Organism: Sebastes umbrosus (honeycomb rockfish)
Lineage: Eukaryota; Metazoa; Chordata; Actinopteri; Perciformes; Sebastidae
Gene: ube3d
Product: ubiquitin protein ligase E3D
Exons: 10
Coding region: 211-1422 (403 amino acids)
Biological process (GO): protein polyubiquitination; proteasome-mediated ubiquitin-dependent protein catabolic process; protein monoubiquitination
Cellular component (GO): nucleus; cytosol; ubiquitin ligase complex
Molecular function (GO): ubiquitin conjugating enzyme binding; ubiquitin protein ligase activity; cyclin binding
Source: RefSeq, a predicted model, not a curated record
AUGGUGACCUUGACAUCAGCGGUAUUGUCACGCUGCAGACAGACAUGCACCAUCCUCUGGAGUCUACUAACACUAGCUAGAUCAGAUAGAUGUGCGUUUAUGUUAGUCUUUCUGUGGAUGUUACAGUAUGUUGCAGAGUCCACCAGACACACUGAGUUUUGAUUAGUGUGUGAUUUAUUUAGUGUUAUUUCUGAGUAUUGCGCUGCCUGCAUGGCAGACCUGGAGAUGCCAGACACAACACAUGUUGGAGCUGGAGUCUUCUUGGAGCUGAGAAAAAGGCUUCAGACUGGACUGCUUAUUGUCGGGAAAGACGUGGCCACAGGUCCUGCAGAUGUGGUCGUGACAGGUGGAGAUUCUUCCCUCCACAUCCGGACUCCCAGAGGCGAGCUGAGCCUGACUUUGCCAGCAGGGGUCGCCUUCGAGCAGGGAUCCUGCGUUCCGACGCCUGCGGGAGAAUCGCGCGGAGAGGAGCUGCAUUUCAGACUGCGCAUCAGUGUCACAAGAAGCACCGACGAAGAGGCUUCUGACAGCGUGAUGGAGACACUUCGGGCGAAAGAGACUUAUUGCUUCCACUGCCAGGGCUGCAUGACCAGGCUGCUGGAGGACAGAGUGUUUAAGCGAGUUCUUCCUCUCCCUAAUGGCAACUGGAACGCCAUCGUGGACGACUGGUGUUGCCACCCUGAUCCGUUCGCUAACAACAACAAGCUGCUGCCCCGAGCAGAGGACUGUUUACUGGGUGACACCUUCCUCCUCCUGGCCAGAGACGGCGGCUGUGAACAGACUCUCACUGUGGAAGUGAGCCCUGUUAGUUCAGAGGACAGUCAAGAUUCAAAGAAAACCUGCCGCCGCCUGAAACUCGUCUCCUGCAAGAGCUGUUCCUCAGAGCUGGGAGAGGCUGUGGCACCAGAGACCCUGAAACUGUACAUCACACAAGUGGUGGUGGAGCUCGCUGUGGGAGACAGAGAGCCUGAAGCUUCACUUAACAGAUCGCUCUUCCUGGAGAAGACGGUAGCAGCCAGACUGUUGGGGCUGUCCACCUCGAUGAGCACCUUCCACUUCUCUGUCCAGACUCCUGAUGGAAAAGCCUUCUUACUGCUCUGGCUGCUGAACAGCGACUCCAUCACAGCGUCGGUCCCAGAGACGUGUGUCGAGGGUGAGAGGUCUAUCAGCUCCCCCGCUCUUCACAGUCCAUCACCCAGAGCUGCCAGAGUCCUGAAACUCCUCUACACCGCCUGCUCCGACACAGGCGCCCAGCAGAGAGACAUUGUAGCGAGUUGGGAGGCUAACGCUAUAGGACAUCCUGUGGUGCUGCCGCUGAAGGUGUGUGAGGAGCUGCAGCAAGUGAUGGAUGACAGCAACUCUACGCUUCCUGGCUCCAUGCGUAGCAUGAGAUCCUAUGAGGUGGCAUACCUGAGACUGUGAGGUCAAACGUCUGAUACCGGGAGGUCACGACUCCACUCGUCACUCUUGGAGAAUUCAAGAGGACCUGCAACAUCUGAGAGAGGAACUUAUGUGAACAUGUACUGUACGUUUGCAUAUGUUAAGGUGACAUCCUGCACAGCUUUCCAGCAAGUAUGAGAAUGGAGAUUACUGCAGAAGGAAAUGCAGCGAGCGUGGAAUACAUCAGACCGGAAAUACGUCAACCAGAGUAGACUCUCAUGACCACGCCCCCUUUUUGGGGGGGGAAACAAUCCUGUGUCCCUCAUAGACGGUAACAGAGUAAAGAGAAGAAGUUCAAACAUGUCUCCAAACUUCUACUUUAAACAAACCUGUAAUAGUAUUAACGCUAUGCCGGAGAGUUGCUGUGUUGGUUGCACCAACAAUAAAUCCAAAAAUGCUGAUAUUCAAUUUGUUACAUUGCCGUGUCCUAAAAAAGAUCUAAUAGAGGCCAAGGCUGCGCUCUCUUUUGGAGGAAAGAAACUCGCUGUCACAUGAGAGAAAAUUAGUAAAAGCUGCUGUGUAGCGGGUUUACCGAGGUUUCACACUGAGAUUUGAGACACAUACGAUAAGUGAAUAUUCACUGUCAGUAUGGUAAAUGGCUAAGUGAUGCUGGCGACAGUGACUAGCAUGGUUAGCUAAUGUUAGCUGUGAGUGGGAGGCUGCUGCAGUAAUACAGUCACACAUUAACGUUAUAGCAGCAUCAGACUGUCGUCUCCAACUAAAUCUCAGCCUAUAGAUCAAACAGUUGGAUAUUAAGACGGUGGUUAUUAACAGACAACACUUAGCCUAAUGGGAUUCAAUCAGACAUGUACUGUAGAGAUGUCUGGAUAAGCAAUAUCCGGCCACUGUGUUGGACGGGGGAAGACUGAAGGGACAUGACGGCGAUUAACCUUCAUUUAUUAAGGUAUCGUGAACGCUCAGGUUCAGGCAAGGUCGCAAAAUAAUUAUUAGACGUGUAUAAAACAAACGUUUGUAUAACAAGAGUUGAAUUCCUAUGAAUUUGUCAAAAUUACAAUCCAAAUAUAUGUCUGUUGCAUUGAAGUCUCCGGGAUCUUCGGUUUUCUUUCCCCUAAAAUAGGGUGCGGCCUUGACAUUUUUCGACCGGUAUGUGCUGGUCUGAUGUAUGAUGUGUUUAGUCUAGUCAAGUUGUGGUUUUAUGAUUUCUUCUGUCAACAUGUUUGGUAUCGUGUCAUCACCUGCAAACAGAUUCAUGUUGAAACAGGUUAUUGCCAGGCUGCUAAAUGUUAAUGCAAAACUGGAAGAUAAUGACUUCAUCAUCAAAAUAGAUUUUCAUAGAAUAGAUAGUUACAUCUCGUUUUUUAUCAUUUUUAAUCCUAAUGUAUAAUUAUAUCAAAAUGUGUCGUAGUGGUUGAAAAGCCUGUAUGUUUGUCCAUUCCCAAACUUUAUUUUGUAUUGUUCUUACCAUUCUCAACAAAAACAGAUUAAACUUGUAUUUUUUUUUUGAAAG